Molecule: messenger RNA, 748 nt
Organism: Durusdinium trenchii
Lineage: Eukaryota; Dinophyceae; Suessiales; Symbiodiniaceae
Source: the annotation of a GenBank genome assembly
CUCAUGGUAGGCGUAGCCAAGACGAAUUUCGGCAAGACGGCACGACUUACAGUAUACAGUAUGUGCUUGUAGUCUGUGGAAAGCACGCGUGACACAGAACACCCGUCAGGAUUGCAGUUGACAUGUGUUCACUUCAUGCCAUGAUCCUCGAUGGUUGACAUGGCCAAACCAUCCAUUUGGAGCAUCGAGGCCACUUGUCCAAGAACAGUUGCUCGCCAGGACCCAUGCAGUGUGCGCCGGAGUCAAAGUCACCUUAUUCUUUUCUGGGAGGUGGCAGCACCAAGGAUCCGGGCGCGUGAGUUCCUCACGGUGGAUUUGUCCAAGAGAUCCUUGGCCACGUCCUUUCAGGCGGAGCAGGAAGUGGUGGAACAUGACUGUGGGUAUUGCUUGGCACCUGGAGAGAAGAGAUGUUGCGAGUUCCAAGAAGAAGGUAGUUGUCAGACGUGCUGCGCGGAGCACUACACGGAACCCUACUGCAUGUUGAAUUGCCAGAAGAUGUGCCGGCGAGGCAUGUUUAAGGCCUUUUCGGGUGGCAAGAGGAAUGUGCCGGUCUGCCCCAGCAGUGGCCCUGUGAAGGCCCUCGAGGCCUACGACUUGGAGAAGGUGGAUGGGAAGUUUCUGAACCCCUACUUGGACUGGAAAGGUUCCAAAUUUGAGAAGGAGUGGCUCGAAACCCAUCCCCUGGAGCUGCCUGCUCCAACGACGUCGGAGCAAUGACCUCCGGCUGCGGCGAGUGCGGCGAUCAAAA